Messenger RNA from Paraglomus occultum, 792 nucleotides. NCBI's taxonomy places the organism in Eukaryota, Fungi, Glomeromycota, Glomeromycetes, Paraglomerales, Paraglomeraceae. The record is from the annotation of a GenBank genome assembly.
AUGACCUUGAAAUUACGCAUCAGAGUUGGACCCUCGUAUGACCCAUCAACGCUGACGACAAUUCUACCAAAUAAUGAUGAUAAUCCGUUUCUGCUCACAAGCGAACAUUUUAUCGGCCACAUCUGUAUACGUAUAAGAGAUUAUAAUGGCGUUGUUUUACCUGGACAACAGGUUCGACGCACGAGUCCAUGGUUUGAUGGAAACAAUGAGCAAUAUUCUAUACAGGUGCACGGCCGAUUCAAGGGAGAUAAAUGGACUGGAGACGACAUUGUAUUCGGGAAUGAUUUUGAUCAACCUAUCCGUCUUCCACCUGGUAGCUGGAUAGGUCUGAAAAUUCUCCAAUUUAUCGAUCCGGGUCUUGAGGCCGACGUAUAUUCCCCAAAACCUUGGGCAUACAGUCCGUUCCUAGUUACCAUGAAUGCAAUCAGACUCACUAUCGACAAUUCACCGUCUUUUCCUCCGUGGCCAUCACCCAAUGGUGAGCACAUUGCCGAAUCUAUCUCUUUACUUGAUCAGCUACCGUCUUUUCCCAGCGCGAGAAGGCGUUACUUUUCAAAUAAAGAAAAUCGAGAGCGGUUGAAGAUAACAGAGGAUCAAGUGUGGGAUUUGGAUUUUUUCAACGCCUAUAUUGAUUUUGAUAAAUUUGCCGUAAAAUUACCCGGGUUCGAAAUUGGUGUGAUGAAGUAUUGGGAUGGACAGCCUUUGAGAUAUGUAUGCAAAUCAAGAGAUGCAAGCGCUAUUUUCUUUGUGGUCGUAUUUGAAUUGAUUGAAGAAGACGAAACAAGUGAAUGA